Brassicogethes aeneus is the source of this 1222-nucleotide messenger RNA. Lineage: Eukaryota; Metazoa; Arthropoda; Insecta; Coleoptera; Nitidulidae. The record is from the annotation of a GenBank genome assembly.
UACCAACGCAACGGCAAACUUUUUUGACUUUUUGUAACAUUUGUUUGACUUUUUGUCUUGUACGAAUAAUAUUUUUUCUGUUCUGUUUAUUUUUUUUUGAAAGAGCAGUUUUUAUUAUAAAACAACAAGAUGUUUGAAAACGACAUGAAGUUGCCAAAAAUGGAAAAUGUGCGGGAGAGACCAUUGUACGAUUAUGUCUUGGACUACAUCAAAUCCCGAAAUUUCAAUGUCACUUUAAGUAAAUAUUACGAAAAGCUCGGUACUAUCAAUUGUGGAGAUCCGUACAUAUUGCUGGAUGAUGCUAAAGAGACAUUACGAAAAACGGAAAAAAAUUUGAGCAAGCAAAGGAAACGCCAAGAGGAGAAAAGAAAAGUUAUAGUAAAGGAGUACGAGCUAUUUGAAGAGAAAGAAAAAAUAUUUAGAAACAAUUUUUUAAGAUUUGAUAAGUUUAUAAAAGAAAACAGAGAAAAGCGCGAAAGAGGCAACAUAAAGAUGGAGGAAGAAAAACUUUUAAUAGAGAAAAGACAACAUGAUACAGAGGAGAUUCAAGAAUCCUACAAGAAAUUUUUCGAAAUCAAAUUGAAACUAGAGGAGGGUAUCAAAAAGCAUAACAUCUAUCAGAAAUUUUUAUUGAACUGUUGCAACGAAUCCGACAGUUUCUCGCAACCUGUUGAAAUGCUGGAAUGCUACGAAAUACUUCUGGUGACAAGGAAUGUUCUAAUACAGAAACAGGCGAAUGAUUUAAUAGCCUUGGAAAAUGCAAAAGCAAAUUUGGACAAGUUGGCUGACGAAAAAAACAUGUUAAUUAUAGGCCUCAACACGAAAAUAUUUGGUCUGGAAGCCAGAUACGAAAACUCUAGAUACAGAUCUUUGGUGAACGAAAAUUUAAUCAUGGACAUUUUUGAGCGGGCUGCAGAACGCAUAUCUGAAAUAGCCUCCACCAAGCAAACGAUUUUGCACAUGUUCGUGGAAAUGAAUAAGGCCAAGAAUAUCAAGAAAAGUUUCAAUCCGGAAGAUUAUGAAACUCAAUUGGCCAACAUAAAAGGAACACUGUCUACUUUUUAUAAAAUGAAUAAAUAUUUUAGGAAAUUUUUGCAAACUGCCAAACCACCAAACGAAACUUAAUAUAUUUUAAGAAUCUUUAAUUUUUUUAAUUUAAUCUUGACGUUAAGUAGCGUCGUACAGAGUAAAUUGUUAGUUUGGGAGUGCUAUUGGAAGGGCG